GAAAAUCUUCGAGCUCGCGAAGGUUAAGGUAAGCAAAAGCGACGCACGGACCAGAGAAGAGGCUUCCAUGCACGACCCACAAAUCCACCCCGAUGGGUCUCCCGCCCGAAAUUUUUCUCGACCAAUCUCUGGCCAGACAAGGAGAGAGAGCGAAGAAGGCACCAGUCCAGCGCUGAGGUGCCCUAAUUAAGCGAGGAUUCACCGGCCUCGCACAAUCCACCCGCACCGCCCGAACGGAGCGCCUCGCAACAUAUCGCUUUUCCGAUCGUGAACUUUUUUCCCUUCCCUUUUUCCAAACCCGACCAGCGACCGACCGACUGACCCCCUCGUCUCCAGCCGACAACAACCACCAACACCGUCAAAAUGGGCCGUCUUCACUCCAAGGGAAAGGGUAUCUCCGCCUCGGCGAUCCCCUACUCGCGCAACCCCCCCUCGUGGCUCAAGACCACCCCCGAGCAGGUCGUUGACCAGAUCUGCAAGCUGGCCAAGAAGGGUGCUACCCCUUCUCAGAUCGGUGUCAUCCUCCGUGACUCCCACGGCGUUGCCCAGGUCCGCGUUGUCACCGGCAACCGUAUCCUCCGCAUCCUCAAGUCCAACGGCCUUGCCCCCGAUAUCCCUGAGGACCUGUACAUGCUCAUCAAGAAGGCCGUUGCCGUCCGCAAGCACCUCGAGCGCAACCGCAAGGACAAGGACUCCAAGUUCCGCCUCAUUCUCAUCGAGUCCCGUAUCCACCGCCUCGCCCGCUACUACAAGACCGUCGGUGUCCUCCCCCCCACCUGGAGAUACGAGUCCGCCACCGCCUCCACCAUCGUCUCUUAAGCGCGCCCUUGUCGCUACUACGAAUGGAACGGUCGUCGCAUUGACGCGGUGGAUUCUAGGUCAUGGAGUUGGGGUAUUAGGAAAGUGCAUUUAGAGCUCCGAUGCCAGCUCUCUAGGGCCCGGUGGCCGCAUGGUUCAGCCGUGGAGUAGGAGGAAUGAAAACACCAAAAGUUUUUUUUUCUUCCCAUGUCACUUGAAAGAAGUAGACAAAUCAUUCCAAAAAAAAGAAGAGGAAAUCCCUUCCACGGCAACACAAGCGUUUGUCUUUGUGCGUUUUUUAUGAUGAAUCAAAAGUUAUGA
Messenger RNA from Colletotrichum navitas, 1119 nucleotides. RefSeq names its product 40S ribosomal protein S13. The record is from RefSeq and is a predicted model, not a curated record. The transcript has 4 exons. Gene Ontology annotation, molecular function: structural constituent of ribosome; small ribosomal subunit rRNA binding. Gene Ontology annotation, cellular component: nucleolus; cytosolic small ribosomal subunit; ribosome. NCBI's taxonomy places the organism in Eukaryota, Fungi, Ascomycota, Sordariomycetes, Glomerellales, Glomerellaceae. Gene Ontology annotation, biological process: translation. Bases 364 to 819 code for a protein of 151 amino acids.